AUGAAGGUCGUUACAACCCGCGAUGAAGCUUUCCGCAUUGUGAACGGAACCCAGAAACAUGUGAUCCUUUACAAAGGAGACAUGGAGGAGGAAGUGGAAUCUGGCAUUACGCUGCAAGCAUGCACAGAAGAUGGAGUCGAGUAUGCGGAGCUGACGGUGGUCGCUUGUUGGCUCGCGAAUUCCAGUGGAGCAAGCCAGAGGGUGAUCGACGCGUGUGGAUGCAAGGACGCGAUCGAGCUGCAGCACCUCCUGGAUGAAAGCCGUGCCAUGAGACUUGAGGACAGUGAGGCAAUGAUGGUUGCUCAGGUAUCCUUCAACAGGCUCGUCUCAGCAACUUCCUUCGAGUCCUCGGAGUUCUGGAGCAAGAUGAACGCGGAAAAGAUCCCCUCCAAGAAGCAUCUUCACCCCAGUUUUAUUGGCGUGCUCCAGGGAUUCUGGCAGCAGCGACUGAGGUUCAGCAUGCUGGAUCUUGGUUGCGGGGACGGGCACGUUGCGUUGCAGCUGCUGGAGAGCGCGGGUGAGCAAGAGGCAGUGCUUGAUGUGAUGGGUGUGGACGUCUGCGAAAGUGCGGUAAAGAGCGCACGUGAGAUGGCGGGGGACAAGAAGAUCCCGGAGUUCCGGAGCUCGUUGGAUCAUUCCACUAUCUCCUUCAUUGCGCAGGACGUGACCAAGCUGGAUGUUUCCUCCACACACGGCUUGUUUGAUGUCGUUUUGUGCCAGUUGGUGAUUUCUGUUGUUGGAGGAAAGAAGGAGAGGAAGGCGCUUCUACAAUGCAUCUUCUCGCACCUCAAGGAGGGGCAUGCCAUGCUGUUGUCUGUCUCGGGGGCCUCGGAGCAUGUCAACGAAUCGUACAGGAAGAUCUACGAGGAGGAUGAGGGCUUGACAGGAGAAUACAGAUCAUACUUGAGCAGGGGAUCGGAAGGGCAGGUGUUAUACAUAACACACCAUUUCACAGAGGAGGAGAUUGUAUCUCUUUGCAAAGAGGUUGGUUUCUGCAAAAUAGCAGUGCACAAGGAGAUUGAAAGCAGCUCCAGAAGACCUAAAGAAAAGGCUAUCUUUUUGUAUGUCAUCGCGUAUCGUUGA
Guillardia theta CCMP2712 is the source of this 1083-nucleotide messenger RNA. RefSeq lists its product as hypothetical. NCBI's taxonomy places the organism in Eukaryota, Cryptophyceae, Pyrenomonadales, Geminigeraceae. The record is from RefSeq and is a predicted model, not a curated record. Bases 1 to 1083 code for a protein of 360 amino acids. The transcript is spliced from 7 exons.